CUGCUGAAUCAGAUAAACUUGUCUCACUGUCAGGAGCAAGCAGAGGUGGUAGCUGCUAUGGCGAAAGUAAAGGCAGCAUACGAGAUGGGAGACCACAUGGCCUCUCUGCAAGCUUUCAGGAGAUACACCAGAAAUGGAUUGGAUGCUGCCAUUAGUUUCCAUCCUGUGCACCAGGUCCCCGAGGAGGAGAGGAAAUGGGCAUUUGAACUCAUGAAGACCUGCGUCAAGGAAUAUUAUGUCAGAGGUGGGUGGGGCUGGAAUGACAGGGACAAGUGGCAGGAGCUGACAGACGAGACGUCGUGUUUUCUCCUGGCUCGUGAUGCUGUGUCUGGAUCUCUCCUCGGAUUUGUCAGCUUUCGGUUCGAUCUUGACGAAGGGGUCGAAGUACUUUACUGUUACGAAAUCCACUUGAGUGCUGAGGUCAGGAACAAAGGUUUGGGAAAGUUUCUGAUGCAGAUCCUAGAGCUUAUUGCUCAUAGGACUCAUAUGAGGAAGGUUAUGCUGACUGUCUUCAAAGAAAAUACACUUUCGAGUCGCUUCUUCCGAGAAAAGAUGAAAUACUGUGAAGAUGAGACGUCACCGCUGUACUGUGACCCUCUCCAUGCCGAGGAGUACACCUACUCUAUCUUUAGCAAGACUCUGACAAGACCGGCAGCUAAAACAUCAGCCUCUACUACUCCAGCUGCAGUCCCCACUUCCUCCUCAUCUUCUUUCAGUACAUAACACCUUCAAUAGGAACUCUGACAAUAAUGUGUCUCUCACAGUUUUGGUCGCGACAAUUAAAAACAAUACAACUGAUAAACGACAUAAUUUCCAACGAAAAAAGACUGGCGUGGGUUGAGAGAGGUACACACAUGAAGAGAGGAGGGAGGGGAGUGUGAGGACAAGCGUUGUGGGUGUGACUGAGUGAGUGUUUAUGCACUGAGCCAUCUGAGCGUGGCAGCCUUUGUGAGGAUGGUGGCCACUUGGUCCGAGCCAGCCAAGUCGAGAGCCGUGUCUCCCUCAUCUGUGAGAAGGUCGGGGUCUGCCCCCAUGGACAGGAGGUAUGCAACAACGGCAAUGUUCCCGCGGCCAGCGGCUGUGUGAAGAGCUGUGCACCCGGAGUAGGUGGCCUUGUUCACGUCGACCUGGCACGUCUCUGUGAGGAACUGGACGUCAGUGAGAGAGCAUUUCUCCACUGCCAGGUGGAGAGGGGUCUUUCCACUGUGGAAGUCCUGCACAAACAGAGACAGUGUUGUUGGUAAACAUGUGUAUACAAAACAGGACCUUUUGCAAAGGGGUUUACAUGCAGGCAGGAGGCAGUAGGAAACGCCGUGGGAAAGGCAACUUCCUCUACUCACUAGGGUUAGUCCCAUAAUGAGGUUGUAUGGCCACAACAUAGUAGGCUAUUACUGUCAUCUAUUGAGAGUAAUACCCCUCUUCUCCCCCUAGCUCAUACCUCCACAUUCAUGUCGAUGCCAAUGCUCUUGAGCUUGCGGAGUGCGUCUGUGUUGCCACGCUCCGUUGCCACGUGGAUACAGGUCUGUCCCUGGUGAUUACGAAUGCAGGCGGCCUCCAAGAGUCGGUCCAACGGAACACCUCUCACCAGCUCCUCCAGACACUUGGUGGAGCUGAACCGACAGGCUACGUGCAGCGGCGUGUUUCCCUUGUGGUCGGUGAGCUCGAGCGAAGCUCCCCCAGCCAACAGUUUCUGUAUCAUCUCCACUUGUUGAGUAUGGGUUGCAAUGUGGAGGGCAGUCUAAUAGAGGCUGUUUUGCUCGUCCAGAGCCACUCUCAAUCUGGCGUCAGUGGCUACCAGUGCCAGCAACUGGAUCAGUAUGUCUGGCCGGGAAUGGAUGACUGCCAAAUGAACACCACUGCAAUAGAGAGAGACACACGUCAAGUAUUGCACAUACAAUACACAUAAGAUUCCUGUCUACUUACGUGUCGCCUUCUUUGUUGGGCAAGAGGUAGUGGAGUCGUUGCUGGAGGAGGAUGCGCUCCCACUGGUUCUGCAGGUGAAGUCGCUGUACCUCCUCCUGGGCCUGCUGCGCCGGGACGUGUACCGAGGUGAGAGACGGGGGCCCGAGUCCGCUGCCCGCUCCCGCGUCGCUCGUCGCCUGUCGCGGAGAACUGUACUGCAUAUUGGUUCCAACGCAGGGAGCGAUGGUCUUCCUCGGCCGACGAGGCAAGGGUUUCUCGGCCCGCAACGCGACAGAGAUCCCCGAAGUCUUCCGUGGCGGCUCCACGCUCACCUCGGACGGCGCCAUCUCUACCUGAUCGAGAGCCGAGGUCCGCGUCUCUACGGCCACGUGAUCCGUCUCAACGUCUUCCCCGAGCCCGGAGUCCGUCUGCUCGGGGUUUCUGGUCACCCCCAGGAGUUUCGGUGGAGCCGGCAUCUCUUCUCCCAAACUGCUGUUGGUCGCCAUUGAGCCGAACCCCGAGUCCGGACCGGUUCUCAUCGACUCGUACAUGUCCAUCACCUUCCCCUGCGCCUGCGAGACCCGCUCCAGGUCGCCCUGUCCGAAUAUCGUCCUCAUUCCCAGCUGCCGAGAUCGAGACAUGCUAGUUUCCUUUUUAACUCAAAAACGAAGGUCGCAAACAAACUCACAACUGCAACACUGC
Messenger RNA from Geodia barretti, 2604 nucleotides. The record is from the annotation of a GenBank genome assembly. NCBI's taxonomy places the organism in Eukaryota, Metazoa, Porifera, Demospongiae, Tetractinellida, Geodiidae.